Messenger RNA from Pseudomyrmex gracilis, 2943 nucleotides. RefSeq lists its product as uncharacterized. The record is from RefSeq and is a predicted model, not a curated record. Gene Ontology annotation, biological process: detection of chemical stimulus involved in sensory perception of smell; sensory perception of smell. Lineage: Eukaryota; Metazoa; Arthropoda; Insecta; Hymenoptera; Formicidae. The transcript is spliced from 16 exons. Bases 13 to 2943 code for a protein of 976 amino acids. Gene Ontology annotation, cellular component: plasma membrane. Gene Ontology annotation, molecular function: odorant binding; olfactory receptor activity.
UUGCUCAUCAAAAUGGAAUUCCCGUUUGUAUUUUGCAACUCGCCGAUUUACGAAACCGUGGUUUUCGCGCAAUUCGUUCACUUAAUGGCGGCCGCCUCGACCAUAGGUAUGCUCGACGCGUUAAUUGUGACUUUGAUAUUACAUAUCGGCGGGCAAAUAGAUAUUAUACAUCAACAAUUGCGAGAAAUCUGUCUCAAGGAUCCUGACAAUGAUUUAUCCGCUGCCGUUGUAAAAUCUUUAAUUACCAAGCAUCAUAAAAUUAUUGCUUUUUCGAACAACAUCGAGCGUCUAUUCACCCACAUCGCGCUGAUGCAAUUUCUGUCGAACACGAUGAUCAUAUGCUGCAUCGGUUUCCUCAUAGUAACUUCGUUAGGUACAGAUGAAAGCGUCAAGAUGUUAAUAAGGACAACUUUUUUCUACAUUUCUAUUAUCCUGGAGGCGUUUAUCUUCUGUUUUGUUGGCGAAUAUCUUAGCAAUAAAAGUAAAACAAUCGGUGACGCGGCAUACGAAUCGGUUUGGUACGUCCUCAAACCUCGAGAUUGCCGAUUUCUGUUGUUUCUGAUAAUGAGAUCGCAAAAACAGCUGACGAUUACCGCGGGGAAGUUCAUAAACUUGUCAUUGGAAGAAUUCACGAAUAUUUUAAAAGCCUCCGCGUCAUAUGUAUCUGUUUUGCACACGAUAGGUUUGGCUCUUCCGAUGCAAAUUGGUCUUCGAAUUGCCGGUAUUUGGCCGGACGCGUCGUACGCGGUGUUGUUUCGAAGUACCUGGAUAGUGACCAUAGGCAUCGUACAAACUUUCCAGUACUGGUGGAUCGUUCUUCACUUCGAAAAUGACGAUCUGUCGUAUUUGCUGGACGCUUUGAGUGUCACCAUCGAGUACACUAUGAUGUUAAUAAAAUUGAUUAUUUUAUGGUUAAAUAGUCGUAUAUUUUACGAUGUCCUAGCUGCGAUGGCUAGCGAUUGGAAAGAAACUGCGAUCAGCAACGUGCGCAUCAUAACGAGCAAAGCCAAUUUGUCACGGCGUUUUCUCAACGUGAUGAUCGGAUUUCAUUCGGUGGCGGUAAUUCUUUACGGCAUUGGCGUGACUUUUCACGUCGACGAUCACAAUGUCGACGUGAGCGAGACGUCCACUCGCGAGUUCGUGUUGAAGAUGCAACUUCCGUUCGAGUGCAACGAGUCGCCGCUGUACGAGCUCGUCACGUGUCUGGAAUUUUUUCAUUUGCUGACAGCUUCCGUCGUAACUGGGAUAUUAAACUCGCUCAUUAUCACGUUAGUUCUUCAUACGAGCGGUCAGAUAGACAUUUUGUGCGACACACUGAAGGAAAUUUGUUCGAACGAGCAUAAUCGACAUCUGAUCAUCAUAAAGCAUAUGAUCGGCAAACAUCAGAAGAUCAUCAUAUUCUCGAGCAAAAUUGAAAACAUUUUUUGUUACAUCGCUUUGAUCCAAUUUGUAACUAGCACGCUGGUAACUUGUUGUUUAGGAUACAUGAUCGUGACAUCGAUUAGCGCGACGCAAGAUGUCGAUGCGAUCGAUAGCUCGAUGUUGAUGAAGGCUGUGGUGUUUUACGUGAACGCAUUGGCGGAAGCCUUUAUCCCUUGCUUUUGCGGGGAAUAUCUCAGUGCCAAGAGCAAAGAGAUCGGCGACACGGCGUACGAGUCCAUCUGGUACAACUUCACACCGAGCGAGAGCAAGCUCAUCCUGUUUAUAAUAUUGAGAUCACAAAGGCGGCUCACUAUCACAGCUGGAAAAAUCAUGGAUCUGUCGCUAGAAAGAUUUACGAGCCGCACGACCACCAUUAGCGAGUCGGUCGAAAUGGGUUUACGUUUUAUCGGAAUAUGGCCGCGUUGCGGCGUAUACGCGAACGUCAACUGGUGGACUUACAUCGCGUCUGUGGCGAUAAUGCAAUAUUUUCAAUAUUCGUAUAUUUUGACGCACUUCAAUAUCAGCGAUCUCUCCGACACCAUAGACGGUUUGAGCAUCACGUUGGGCUACAGUCUGUCGUUUCUCAAGCUGAUCAAUCUCUGGUUCAAUCGUCGCAAGUUGUACGUUAUUCUGGAUAUGAUGGAUAAGGAUUGGUGCGACGGAAUUGCAAUCAGUUCGGAUGCGAUCACAAUGACGAGACACGCCGAUUUUUCGCGCCAGUGCUCGAACGUAAUGAUCACAACGAACGCGCUGGCUGUGUUCUUUUACACGAUCGGAGGACCGAUACUGCGAUCGAUGAUCAACAAGAGGAACAAAGAGGCUUCAGCUCGCGAGUUACCCAUUAAAAUGGAAUUUCCCUUUGACAUCGACAGUUCGCCGGUUUUCGAACUGGUGCUGAUAAUCCAAUUGUUUCACGAUCUAUCGGUAGCUUGCGUCAUCGCUACGUUGAACGCUUUGCUCGUCACACUGAUUUUGCACGUGAGCGGUCAGAUUGACAUUGUGCGGCAAGGUUUGCUGGGAAUUUCUCCCAAGAAACAUCCGUCGAAAUCUUGUUCGAGCGACAUCAAGAAUCUGAUUAACAGACAUCAAAGAAUCAUCGAUCUGUCGGACAGCAUCGAGGAUCUGUUCUCGAAUAUCGCGUUACUUCAGUUCAUCUGGAACACACUGGUUAUCUGUUGCAUAGGCUUUAUGAUGAUAAUAUCCGUCGGCACGGAGGAAGGAGCCACGGUGAUAACGAAGUCUCUCAUCUUUUACGUCGCGAUAACUCUCGAGGCGUUCGUCUUUUGCUACGCCGGAGAAUAUCUCAGCGCUAAGAGUAAAUCCAUCGGUGACGCCGCGUACGAGUGUUUCUGGUACGAUCUGACGCCCAGCGAGUGUCGGAUCUUGAUAUUUCUGAUAUUGAGAGCGCAAAAACGAUUGACCAUCACCGCGGGCAAAAUAACCGACUUGUCGUUGGAAGGUUUCACAACUAUUAUGAAAACGUCCGCGUCGUACGUGUCCGUGUUACACGCGUUGUAUUAG